Messenger RNA from Lingula anatina, 1700 nucleotides. RefSeq lists its product as uncharacterized. The record is from RefSeq and is a predicted model, not a curated record. Lineage: Eukaryota; Metazoa; Brachiopoda; Lingulata; Lingulida; Lingulidae.
UAGAAGAAGAGAUUGACGAACAUUUCACAAGUUUGUAAGACUGACAGUUGCUGGGCUGUUCAAUAGGACUUUUAUUACCAUUCAUAUAAAUUUGCCCUAAAGACUGGGACUCCUUUUAAACAUUGCAUGUAUUUGUGAAACAUUGAAGAUUGUUGGUCGAAUUCCUCACUAGAGGUCCAGUAGAGGUCAUAGAGCUUUGGUCAGCAGAUGGGCAAAGGACAUUUUUGAUAGAUCUAGGCACAAAACCCUUUCACCAUGUCCAAUGUGGAUGCACUUCUGGAUUUUGAUGAAUCCCCCACAUCUGCUCCCCCGGCUCAGAACGGAACAAGCAAGUCAGUGGAUCCAUUCGAUCCUUUCGGGCCCAGUCCAACAGAAGAAUCAGGAGAUGUUGAGUUCCUUGUCGACUUUGGGACCUCUUCUAAAGACUCCAGUACGGAGCAACCACAGCCUCUCAACCCUUUGUAUGACAUGAUGCACACCAAUAACUCCCAUAGUGAAGAUCUACUGGUAGAUUUUAAUCAGAAUGGAAAGCAGCAAGAUUCACAGGAGUUUGAGUUUACCAUUGAGACCUCUGCAACAGAUGAGCAAGAAGAAGAAGGUAGUGACCAUUAUGAAGAACAGGAAGAUGAGAGGGUAGAACAAGAUGAAAGAGAGGAAGAACAGUCAGAAGAAGAAGAAGAAGAAGAAGAAGUAGAAGAUGACAGUAGAGAGCCGGAGGUAUCUUCAGGUGAUGAGGAUUCUACUGAGGUGGUACAGACAACCCGUCAAGAAGACGGAGAACUGGUGACAGAGACUACGACAAAGACGCGUCAUGUUAAUGAGGACGGCGGAGUGGUUAUUAAAACAGAGACUGAGGUGAUCACCACCAAGACCAGAACUGGGGACUUCAUGCAUGAUGUGGUCUUGGACCCUCAGAGAUUACUAGCCAGAACACAUUCUGAGUCCACUCUGGCCACCUAUGAGGGGGACAAUGCCAGUAUGUAUUUAGCUGACUUUGAUGAUCAGGGGGUAGAUGGUGGUCCAGAUACUGCAAAUUUAGACGACUUUCAAGGGGAGGAUGAGGAUAAGGAUGUGAAAAGAAGGGAGCAAAGAAUUAAAGAGAGAAUGCAACUGCAUGCUCUUUCCGAGUCUGGGUCCUCUGAAGAUGAAGGGGAAGAGGAAAGAGAUCAUGAAAUUAAUGAAGUUUUUCAAGCAAACAGACCAGAAGAGAUAGAGCUUCCUGAACCAGAAAAAGGAAAAGCGCCUUCCUCUGUUUCCAGUACAGAAGAAAAAGAAAAUGCUGCUGAUUCACGUCGCCCUCGGUCCCUCUCUCGCUCAUUUGAAGAAUAUUCAGACAUGUAUGAAGAGUACAAGCCUCCCAAGAAAUAUGUUAAACCUCCUGUGAAGGAGGACAAAGGGCCAAAAACUGUUAUUGUGACUGACACACAUAGAACCAGUUCUCCCAAUUCUCUGGACAACAAUGACCAAUCUAAUGACCAUUCUGAGGACGUGAGUGAGGAUGAGAAUGCUGGACAAGUGGACACAGGUCCACACAUCGUUCAAACUACAUAUUCAUCUACUUCCAAUGGCGGCCUGCAUACAUUUGGAGCUUCACAGGUGGCAGUACCUAAGAAAGCAGAUCGGACCAGUCUGAGUUCACAGCCUGAUGACACACCCAGGGAGCUGGUCAGAUGUGAGUGUUGUUGACAUUGUAAACACUG